GGCCUGAGGGCGUCCUCUGCGCGGGCGAGCUAGGCCGUGGGACGCCGGCGGAGGCCGCAGCGCGUCGGAGCGCCGAGCCCGCCGCGCGCGCAGCCAUGCCGGACAGCUGGGAUAAGGACGUGUACCCCGAGCCCCCGCGCCGCACGCCGGCGCCCUCGCCGCAGACCGCGCUGCCCAACCCCAUCACCUACUUGACCAAGGCCUUCGACCUCCUCGUGGACCGGCCCGUGACCCUGGUGAGAGAGUUCAUAGAACAGCAGCACGCCAAGAACAGGUAUUACUACUACCACCGGCAGUUCCGCCGCGUGCCGGACAUCACUGAGUGUGAGGAGAAGGACGUCCUGUGCAUAUUCGAAGCCGAGAUGCAGUGGAGACGGGACUACAAAGUCGACCAAGAAAUCGUUAACAUCAUCCAGGAGAGGAUGAAGGCCUGCCAGCAGCGGGAAGGUGAAAGCUACCGGCAGAACUGUGCCAAGGAGCUGGAGCAGUUCACCCAGGUGGCCAAGGCCUACCAGGACCGCUAUCACGACCUGGGCGCCCACUACUCUGCCAGGAAGUGCCUGGCGAAACAGAAACAAAGGAUGCUGGCAGAGAGAAAGGCUGCCAAGGAGGCUGCUGCUGCCUGAGGCGUUGCAGGGCGCUCCUUGGGCUGAAACUGCGGGUCCCAGUGCGGUCUGCCCUCCCUGAUGAAUAAAAUAAACAGCCACACGCA
Molecule: messenger RNA, 712 nt
Organism: Condylura cristata (star-nosed mole)
Lineage: Eukaryota; Metazoa; Chordata; Mammalia; Eulipotyphla; Talpidae
Gene: NDUFB10
Product: NADH dehydrogenase (ubiquinone) 1 beta subcomplex, 10, 22kDa
Exons: 4
Coding region: 96-626 (176 amino acids)
Source: RefSeq, a predicted model, not a curated record